Molecule: messenger RNA, 249 nt
Organism: Funneliformis geosporum
Lineage: Eukaryota; Fungi; Glomeromycota; Glomeromycetes; Glomerales; Glomeraceae
Source: the annotation of a GenBank genome assembly
CCCUAAGUUUAAUAAGAAACCGAUCUAUAAUUCACCAUCAAAUAAGUAUCAAGAAUUCACCAAUGCUUAUGUGUAUAGUAUUAUGGUUAAAACUAAAAAUGGUACCCCUAACCGAGAUAAUGUUUGUCGUGAAACUACAAAAGAAUGGAAUAAAAUUAAAAGCAAGAGUAAAUCGGAAAUUGAUGAGAUAAUUAGGGAUUACCUGGCCAAGCCAUAUAACCUAUAUGACAUACAAACAAUGAGACCAAG